AUGUUUUGUGGGCCUCUGGGGGAGAGAUUGAAAAAGGAAGCAGCCAAGAGUAUUGGUAUGGUAAGAGUCAUAGAGAGACUGAACGAGAGUAUAAUUCUCCAUUGCUAAUUUGAAAGGGGACCUGACAUCACGAUUCACUGAAACAUUCAUGGAAACAAUGUCCACAGUUAGUACAAUGAGGGAGACCAGCUUAAAUGCUAGUAUUUCAAAUACAGAAGCAGAAUGUCCCUUUUCCACAGUGAGCUUCACACUGGGAAUGCCUCUCUACUUGUCAGUAGAGUAAGUCUUCAGGAUAAAGGGAUGUAUGCAUGCUAUGGGGCAACAACAACUAGAAAGAACACAAACAAUGUAAUGACAAAGGUGGAAGCUUUCCAUAUACCUGUAAUGAAGUAUGAAAAUAGAAACACAAACAGCAUCCUAGAACGUGGUGUGUUAUGUGUUUAGCCUUGUCCACUUGUCACAUGAAAAAUGGAUAAUACUUCUGUUUCUGAAAGCAAGAGAGAAGAAUCUGAUUAUGUGGAUUCAUAUUAUAUCAAAAGUAGAAUGAAAAUUACAGGAGGAAGCUCAUCUCAUGAAUGUACUAUUGAAAACUCAUUACUAAAGCAAACAUGGAUAUGACACUGCAUACUGAAAGAGAAUCUUGGUAAGAGUGAACACAUUUUACUUUCAUGUGAAGUUGUCAACAUUUUUAUUCCACCAAAUCAAGACUUCAAUGUUACUUGGUUCAGAAUAGAAAAUGGGAAUUCCUCUAUCUUGGCUUGCUAUUGCUCUUCACAAGUUGCUCUUAAUGAAUCUUGAUUCUCAUGGAACAAAGAGCUGAUUAAUGAGGACUUCCCUAUGGCUUUGAAAGAUCUUCGUCCUUUGGACAGUGGAAAACAUUUGUGCAGUAUUUCUUCAAGUGAACAAACUUUACUCACUCUCUACUCACUACAUGUUGAUUUUUUUGCCAUCUGUCAGAAAACUAUCACGAGACUUGAAGAUGGGGUUUCUAAACUGUUGUGCGUGGACAGCCUGUGUAACUUCAUAGGGGUGGUUCUGCGUGUUCAGGGCUCUGCCAGUUCUUCAAGGCGGUCCUCUCAGAUACAGACACAGAAUCCCUGUACUUCAGUGGUGUGUUUAACUGUCUACACCAGUGGCUGCCAUUAUGUCACUCAACACUGUGACAGGAACAAAGCCCAAGCCAGGUCAUUGCCAGUAGUCAAGGGAUGA
Molecule: messenger RNA, 1209 nt
Organism: Perognathus longimembris pacificus (Pacific pocket mouse)
Lineage: Eukaryota; Metazoa; Chordata; Mammalia; Rodentia; Heteromyidae
Gene: Hhla2
Product: HERV-H LTR-associating 2
Biological process (GO): immune response; cell surface receptor signaling pathway; T cell costimulation
Cellular component (GO): external side of plasma membrane
Source: RefSeq, a predicted model, not a curated record